AUGCCUAGUUUCCGUGGUCCGGCCCCGUUACACCAUACUCUUCUAGCAGGGAGAACGAAAACCGGCGUUACGCUUCAAACCCUACAUCUCAAGCAUUUCGAUCAUGGCGUCAUCCUUCAGCAGACUCCAGCCCCCGGUUUCGAGAUACCCAAUCCUGACACAUGCACCGUUCCGGAGCUUCUAAACAUCGUUGCCCCUAAGGGAGCGGAGAUCCUCUUGGAUGGUAUUCGCAAUGGAUUGUUCGUCCCUCCCAUACAAGACGCAGGCUGGCGGGCAUCGAAGAGCGAUGAGCCAUUAAUUCAUGCGGCGAAGGUUAAGCCAGAGGAUCGACACAUAGACUGGGUCAACUGGACAUGGAAGGACAUCAACAGGCGGAAUCGCGUGCUCGGUCCCCUCUGGAACAAAACCCUCGCGACGAGCGAUCCUGCUUUUGGGAAUCCUUCGUUUCAGCGGCGCAGAGUGAUCUUGAGCGAGAUGGAGGAAGUAGAUACGCUAAAGGGCUGCGAGGCAUUCUCUCUUGUUCCCGGUUUGCCUUUUGUGGAUAGCGCACAUCCGAUUGAUCGCGAACAAGGGAAGGGGCUGUACGUGUUCACAAGAGAUGGCAAACUAAUUCGGAUUCAUCAAAUGAAGGUUGAAGGAGAACAGAAUACAGAUGGCGUUCGCGCCGCGCUCAAAGCUCGGAUGCUUAGCGAUCGAACCUUUCACUCUGGCGCUGCCGACUUCACCUCGUUUCAUAAUCCUUUGCAAUGA
Aspergillus viridinutans is the source of this 750-nucleotide messenger RNA. Its product is annotated as methionyl-tRNA formyltransferase. Gene Ontology annotation, cellular component: mitochondrion. The transcript has a single exon. The record is from RefSeq and is a predicted model, not a curated record. Gene Ontology annotation, molecular function: methionyl-tRNA formyltransferase activity. Gene Ontology annotation, biological process: conversion of methionyl-tRNA to N-formyl-methionyl-tRNA; biosynthetic process. Bases 1 to 750 code for a protein of 249 amino acids. Lineage: Eukaryota; Fungi; Ascomycota; Eurotiomycetes; Eurotiales; Aspergillaceae.